AUGAACCAAACCCUUGAAUUUAUAGAUAUUCUCUUAAACCAAAUGAUUCCUUUAAAGGAUACCAGUUCAACAUUAUCAACUUCCUCGCAGAGUAAAAAGAAAACAUUUUUGAACUAUUUCCGUAAACAAAGUGACACUCAAGCAUAUAGUUUAGAUAAUAACUCUGAUUCAUCUAAAAAGAAAUUAAAACAAGUAGACAGUUAUGAGCAACAUGAAUUAAAUGCGGAAACAUCUUCAAACGGAUCUACAUCAUUACCAGUAUCACCCUCUAGAUUUCCUGAAAAUGCUACUGGUUUAUUGAGUUUAGAAAAUUUACCAGCACGUUUACAAGAUGAUGAGUGUUUUCAUGGUGUAUUGCCACGCGAGGAAGUGCAAAGACUUUUAGUUAAUAAUGGUGAUUAUUUGAUACGCGAAAGUAAGAAUAAAAAGACUAAUGAAGUACAACAUGUGUUAUCUGUGUUUUGGGAGGGUCAUAAACAUUUCAUAAUACAAGGCACUGAGGGUGCAUGGCGAUUUGAAGGACAGGCUUUUAGAACGAUAUCAGAGUUAAUAAGAUAUCAACAUAGUAUUGCUACUCCUGUAACGACUAAAUCGCAAGCUAUUUUACGUAAUCCUAUUAAACGUGAAGCAUGGGAACUUGUUAAUGAUGAUAUUCAAUUAGAAAUGAAAAUAGGCAAUGGUAAUUUCGGAGAGGUUUAUAAAGGUAUAUUUCGUGGGGAUCAUGUUGUGGCUGUUAAAACCUGUAAAGACACAUUGUCAGAAGAUCAGCGGAAAAAGUUUUUACAAGAAGGCCGAAUAUUAAAACAAUAUGAUCAUCCAAAUAUUGUAGAGUUUAUAGGAAUAGCUGCCUCAAGACAACCUGUCAUGAUUGUUAUGGAAUUUGUUUCAGGUGGUGCAUUACUUACAUUCUUACGUAAACAAGGAAAAUCUCAAUCAAUAAACAAGAAACAGUUAAUUAAAAUGUGUGUUGAUGCUGCUUGUGGUAUGGCUUACCUCGAGAGUAAAGGUUGUAUUCACAGGGAUUUGGCGGCCAGAAAUUGUUUAGUGGGAGAUCAGAAUAUAGUAAAGAUAUCUGAUUUUGGAAUGUCUAGAGAAGAAGGGGAGUACCAUGUAUCUCAAGGAAUGAAACAAAUUCCAAUAAAAUGGACAGCACCCGAAGCUCUUAAUUUCGGUAUAUAUACAACAUUAUGUGAUAUCUGGAGUUACAGUAUUUUAAUGUGGGAAAUAUUUUCAUUUGGUGUAACACCUUACACUGGUUCAACUAAUGCACAAGCUAGAGAAAAAAUAGAAGAAGGUUAUCGAAUGCCGGCGCCAGCAGGAACACCAGAUGAAGUAUAUGAAAUCAUGAAAAGAUGUUGGGAAUAUGAACCUGAAAAACGGCCGCAUUUCAAGGAGAUUUAUAGCACGUUAUCUGCCAUAUGGAAGAAAUACUGAUGAAGAUAAACUAACCAAAGUUCCAUUCAUUUUUAUCUUUUUAUAUACAGUGCUUUAAAUCUUUCCAAUAUUCAUUAUACAAAAACUCUUUGAAUUUGUGUCAAAUUGUUGCCCCAUGUUAUUGUUUAAAAUAAAACAAGUUGUUAAUUUAUAUGUUUAACCACAUUUAAUUCAUUAUCAGGAACAAAAAAUAUUCUAAUUACUUUGUAUAUAACUAGGUACCAAGUUCCUCCAUGUACCACUAAAUCAUAAUGCAUAGCCAUCUCAGCAUCUCAACAUUAAACAUUCGUAUUGAAGCUGUUAUUACAACCAAUCGACAUGCUUUCCUAGAGAAAAAGACUUCUGUAAAACAAGAAAUUAAUGCAUCAUGAAUUAAAAUGAAUUUAAAGAGGUUGAGGGGUGUCAUUAAUGAAUAUAAAGAUUAAUGCUACCUUAGUUAUCCUGGUGACAGUUGAGUGUUCUCUCAUAGACACCAGUAUAUUAUAUCAUUAUUAUCAACCGUUAUCAACUAAUACCAUAUAAUUUAUUAUGGUGGUAUAUUAGAUUCAAAAUUCUAACAUGCUAUCGUCUAAUUUCUAACUUCUAACUUCUAUUCAUGUAAUUUCUAACUUCUAUUCAUGUUAUUUCUAAAUUAAGACAAUGUAUAAUCCAACUUCUUUAUUUGUUCAGUGCAAAUUUUAAUUCUGUUUCAUCUUAUUGUCCCCCGCCUUUCGAAGAAAGCAGGGGACUAUUAAAAUGGGUUCGUCCGUCUGUCUGUCUGUCUGUCUGUCUGUCCGUCUGUCUGUCCGUCUGUCUGUCCGUCACACUUUUUGGGACACAAUAACUCUCUUCCUAAUUGAGCUAGAAUGUUCAAACUUGGUGUAUGUGUUUAUUAGGUCAAUGCCUUGAUGGAGUUCGAAGAUGAGCAUUUUCCGCUUAGGGUAAGCAGAGAUAAGCAAUUUGAUUGGUUGAUGCUUUGGGACACGAUAACUCUCUUCCUAAUUGGGCUAGAAUGUUCAAACUUGGUGUAUGUGUUGAUUAGGUCAAUGCCUUGAUGGAGUUCGAAGAUGAGCAUUUUCCGCUUAGGGUAAGCAGAGAUAAGCAAUUUGAUUGGUUGAUGCUUUGGGACACGAUAACUUUUAAUUGAGCUAGAAUGUUCAAACUUGGUGUAUGUGUUUAUUAGGUCAAUGCCUUGAUGGAGUUCGAAGAUGAGCAUUUUCCGCUUAGGGUAAGCAGAGAUAAGCAAUUUGAUUGGUUGAUACUUUGGGGCACGAUAACUCUCUUCCUAAUUGAGCUAGAAUGUUCAAACUUGGUGUAUGUGUUGAUUAGGUCAAUGCCUUGAUGGAGUUCGAAGAUGAGCAUUUUCAGCUUAGGGUAAGCAGAGAUAAGCAAUUUGAUUGGUUGAUGCUUUGGGACACGAUAACUUUAGUUCUAAUUAAGUGAGAUUGAUGAAACUUGGUGUAUAGUUUCAUUACAGUAAUACCUUGACUAAGUUUGAUAAUGAGCAUUUUCUGCUCAGGGUAAGCAGAGCGAUACGCAAUUUGAUUGGUCGAGACUUUGGAAAACAAUAACUCUCCUACUUUGAUUGUCCCCCGCCUUUCGAAGAAAGCAGGGAACUAUUAAAAUGGGUUCGUCCGUCUGUCUGUUUGUCUGUCUGUCCGUUCCGCUUAUGGUAAGCAGAGAUAAACAAUUUGAUUGGUUGAUCUUCGAAUUGAGUAAAUGUUCAUGCUUAUUGUCCCCCGCCUUUCGAAGAAAGCAGGGAACUAUUAAAAUGGGUUCGUCCGUCUGUCUGUUUGUCUGUCCGUUCCGCUUAGGGUAAGCAGAGAUAAACAAUUUGAUUGGUUGAUGCUUUGGGACACUAUAACUUUAGUUCUAAUUAAGUGAGAGUGAUGAAACUUGGUGUAUAGUUUCAUUACAGUAAUACCUUGACUAAGAUAGAUAAUGAGCAUUUUCUGCUCAGAUUAAGCAGAGCAAUAAGCAAUUUGAUUUGCUGAGACUUUGGAACACAAUAACUCUCUAAUUAUUUUCCUAUUUCGGCGGGGGACAUCAGCCUCACUGUUGGCUUGUUUCUAUUAUUAAGACGAAAAAUGUCUACUUUAUUUAAGCUUUACAUGUUAAUCGUGAACGGUGAUCAAAUUUAGAAUUUUGAUACUUCUACCUAGCAACCAUCAUUAUGCCGUGGUUUGGUGUCGCCACCGUGUGCUCAAUUUGGUGAUUGAGCACCUGAUCGUUACCAUUAUGUUGAUACAAACGAUUCUCUCUUCGUCAGGUUGAAUUGUUUGGCGGAGUGUUAAAAUUGAAAACAACAUCGAACGUGAUAUGGUUUGCAAAUACUAUUUCAAAUAUAAGCUAAACAGCAGUUGUUCAAUCAUUUUUAUUUUAUUUUUUUUAAAGACAAGUGCAGGAUUUGGUGAAUUUUAUUUGAUUUUUUUUUUUUUUUUUUUUACAGUUAAGUCAAUUCUUAUACUGCUCUAAAAAAAAUGUGUCUUUAUACUAUCCGAACGGCUAGCCACUGUCCGUGCCAGACCCCCGUCCUGUAUCAAUAACAAGGGAGGGAGAACCACGCCGGAAGAUAUCGGUUAUAUCAUAGAAAUAUAUAGAGGAUAUUUGUCGUUUUAGAGUGAAUAACAUAUUUUAUUUCAUCGAGAAGCAAGAAAACUUAUAUUUUCACGAAUGCGUAGCAUGAGUGAAAAUAUAAAAGUUUUCUUGCUUAGAGAUGAAAUAAAAUAUGUUAUUCACGACAAAACGACAAAUGUUCUAUUUAUUUUAUGAUUUUACAAUCACUUUAGGUAAAAACAACAUGGACUACUGCUAGCCAGUGGAAUAACAAUUUUAUUUCACUGAUAAAACGUGGUAUUCCACUACUGAUCAUAAAAUAAAUAUAUAUAUCUAUGGGUCAGCUAGUAUACACAUUGGCAAAACUAAGCUUUAUAAUAUUUCUGACAUUAUUAGUUCCAUCCCUGUGAUUUGUAGAGGCUGCCAUUAUUAUAGGCAGGGGCAGUGUUUAAUCGUUAGGAUUUGACGAAAACCCUUGGCAGUUGUAAUUUGUAAUAAAAGUAGACCGUGGCGCCGCUGUCCGGGCUAAAUUUCACCCAUGGCACACUGUAUGGCAUACGUCCAUCUUCAUUAGCCCAGUUGGUGUAGAAAAGUAGGACAAUAAAUCAAAUUUCAUUUUGGUUUAAUUUCGUCACGAACACCGCAAUCUAUGAAAAUCUGUAUCGCUUUAUGCAACUUGAAUAAAAUAUUGUUGGAAAAACACUACCAUAAAGUUAGUCAGGUCGGUAUAAUGAAGGAAUAUCAGAAAUAACAACUUCAUCGCUAUCCACAUGAACAGAUUAACCCGGUCUCCUUUAAAGGCCGCUUCAUCCCCACAAUAUAGGAUUUCUAAAUUUAUAUCUUUGAAACAUUGCAAGAAAAAGUUUAUCAUUAUAAAGUGACAUUUUUGUUAAAGCAGUAAUAGAAUACAGAUCAACAGUAUAUAAAUAUUAAUAUUGGCUUAACUGUAAAAAAAAUCAUAUAAAAUUCUCCAAAUCCUUCACUUGUCUUUAAAAAAAAAAAAUGAAAAAAAUUUUGUUUAGUUUAUAUUUGAAAUAGUAUUUGAAACCAUAUCACGUUUGAUGUUGUUUACAAUCUCAGCAUCAAUUCCCUGGUUGUACGGGACACAGAGUAGGGUCGCUUGUCCAACCUCGUAGGUUUUCUCCGGGUCCUCCAGUUUCCUCCCACUGCUAGACCCAUAUGUUAGUCCCGAAAUGACCUAGUCUCUGUCUAAAUUUCAGCACUCAGGCGAACCAUCAACCAGUUGAAGAGCGAGUCGUUUAUAUCAACAUAAAGGUGACAAGGAGUAGGGUCGCCUGUCCAACCUCGUGGGUUUUCUCCGGGUCCUCCGGUUUCCUCCCACUGCUAAAGACCCCUACGUUAGUCCCGAAAUGACCUAGUUUGUGUCGAGUGAAUGUUAAACCCCAUUUCUCUCUCUAUAUAUAUAUCAACAUAAUGGUCCCGAGCAGGUGUGCAUUCACCAAAUGAGCAUGCAGUGCAUGGCGACACCAAACGACUUCAUAAUGAUGAUUGCUAGGCAGAAGUGUAAAAAUUCUAAAUUUGAAAUGUUCAUGCUAAACGUGUAAAGCAUCAAUGAAGAAAACGUUUUUUGUCUAAAUAAUAGAAAUAAGAAGAAAUAGAAUUAAAAUUUACAUGCAACUGAACAAAUAAAGAAGUUGUAUUAUACAUUGUCUUAAUUUAAAAGUUACAUGAAUAGAAGUUAAAAAUUACAUGAAUAGAAGUUAAAAAUUACAUGAACAGAAGUUAGAAAUUAGACAAUAGCACGUUAGAAUUUUUAAUCUAAUAUAGCGCCAUAAUUUAUCACUGUUGAUUAUUUUGUUGUUUUGAGGGGUGUUAAGUUUACAAUACCAUCAAUUUAUGGACUAACUACACUAUACUGUUAGAUUGUUACAGAAAAAUACAUUUCUGUUUCUCACAAAUUCUGUGCCAUAAAAUCUUAUGCAUGAUAUAAAAACAGGGCAACCUGAUUGCAAAACAUCUGGCUUGAUUGUGUAAACAUAAUAGCAAGUCAUCUUUUUAGUUGAAGGCUUCAAGAUGUUGUUAGUAGAAUGUUAAAAAUUGAAAAAAAAAACUACGUAAAUGGACUUGAUAGACUUGAAAACCAUAUUGCUUGCCAUUAGAUUGAAACAAAGGAAGUUCCUUGGCUAGUUGACAUGUAGAUGAAGUCCUAACUUUAUUUUGAAGUCCAAUUUACUUUUUGAAAAUCCUUGUACGAAUAACUGCCAAGAGAUAUUUUUGUAAAGCAAGGUAAUAAAAUAUCAGUGAUUAAAAAAAAAAAACUUACAAAGUUUAUGUAUAUGUUUAAUAAUAAAUUUAAUGCUUGUAUAUUUUAAAGUAUUUACAAAAAUAUGUAAAGAAAAAGAAUUCUCCUUUCUCAUAUUGUAUUAUUAGUGGAAUUCCACUGAUUUUGGUAUUAGUAUAUGAUUUUUAUAGAGUAUAAAAAGUAUGAGAAUUUGUAUAAUGUUCUAAUUAUCAUAUCAUAAUUUAUCAUUUGUGUAUAUUUGUAUUAUAUGUGAUAAAGACACCUGUUUUAGCAGCAAUCAUUUAAUUUAUCAAUAACGAAAAAUUCACAUUUUACUUGAGUUUUGGGGAUUGUUUUUACCCCUAGAUGGUUAUAAGCAGUAUUUAGCUUCCUUUGAUAAACUUUUACAUUUAGUUAUAUACAUCUAUAUGAAGGGUUUAUUGUAGAACACAGUAUGUCCAUUUCGGCAUAUACAACACUCUGAUAUCAAGUGGAGCUGCAUUUUUUUUAGUUCAGUGAGUAAGGUGCUGGCUCGCUAACCUGGAGGGCGGGUUAAAUCCAUGUGUUGGGAUCUUCCAGAGUGGUCUCGCCUUUGUCUGGCACAGACGACGAUCAGUGUGUAGUCGUUCAGAUGUGAUAAAUAAAAAAACCCAGGUCCGGUGUACCCAUGGACAUACACUUAAAAGAACCCUUGACAUUUGGAAUUUCGAAAUAUGAGUAGGCUGUAGUGCUGCUGUCCGGGUAAAAUUUCCCUCAUAGCACACUGAAUGGUGUAGCCUAUGGCCAUCUUUAUUAGUCCAGAUGGAGCAGAAAAGUAGGUGGUUAAACCAUUUCAUUUCUUAACUUGGGAUGGUUGAUUCCAUUUGUCUAACUGUGUUAUGGACAGAAACUAGCAUAGCUAAAGUCUUAUAUCAAGUGUGCAACUAUCUCAUUUUUGGCAUAAAUGGUGAUUAAUACUGCAUUUUGCAUUUAAGCUCUUCAUAUAUAGAUCUAAAAGAAAUUUGCAAAAAUGUGUGCAAAUUAAAAGAUGUCAAAAACAAAAAAAAUUGAAAUUGCAAUAACUUUUUUUAGAUUUAUACUUUAGGUAUAUUACAUUAAUUAUAUUUAUGAUUAUUCAGAAUAUAGAAUAAAGGUUUGUGCUUAAAUUGUAUUAAUAUGGACUAUUUAUAUUUUCUUUAUUUGCCCAGUUAGAGCAAUAUAUAUUAUUUAAGGUUUUAGCUUUUUGCUUAGUUGUAAAAAUUUUCUGCUUAUUUUUAUCAGAAUAUAUUAGUAUAUUAACUUUAAUUGUACAUUAAAUUAUGCACAUAUAAAAUAACCUGCUAUUGUUGUUGAAUUUUUACAUAAGGAAAAAGUGGUAUUAUUAUUAUUAUUGCAUAAUUAUUAUAAUAUAAAACAAUAGAAUAAUAUAUAGGAUAUAUCGAAUUAUUACUAACUAAUAUGGUAGAGCAAUGCUGUUAAUGAAUAUCAGUCAUUUCUUGAAAAUGAAUUUUAUGAUACGUUGAGAAACUUCUUAAUCCAUAGACUAUUAAAAAAGUGCUAAAUCUUGUAUACAAUAUAUUGUUUUUAUAGAUAAAUAUAGAUUACUGAAUACUGUUACAACAAUGUGAUAUAGAGUAUAGAUAAUAUUGUUACUUGUAAAUGUACAUUUAAUUUUAUAUUUUGGAAAAUUAUUGUGAAAUCAAUUUAUUACAAUACAAAAUAAGAGUUUAUAAAACUGUUAUAUACUCAGUCUCAAUGAAAACGCACCACUGCUAUACAUGAAUGAUUGAGAAUCUUGUUUGAGAGCUACAUUUUAAUCUUGCAAUUCUUAAUGUACACAACAUCCAAUCAUGAUGACAAACCAUGAAAAUGGUGUUUUCACAUGCUGUUUCGCCAGUAUAUGCAGACAUAUCCAACGUGAGUCUGCAAACUUUGAACCAGGAAUAUGCACCACAGAUAUUUCUCUCAAACACAAAAAAUUGAAUAUCAUCAUUUUGUGUAGCAUCGAGUAUAGACUGUUGAUUUUAUAAAAAAAACUAGUGUCAAUUAAACUCCUACAGUUCUGUUCUUUGGAAGAUGCAAUGAUAUGCCAAGGUUGUCACUUAAACACAGAGAACCUGUCAUUUCGUUAAUGCAUACCUCCACAAUAUCAUCCUGCAACUGGCCAGUCGUUUCCAGCAGACACGGUACACUAGAGAUCAGCAAUACCUCAACAAGACUGGCACAUUAUCCAGGAACAUCUGCAGGAUUUCAUGCUGCCAGCUCCCCAUACUGCUGCUAUUGUGAGUAAUACACAUUGUUUCAUCAGUGCUGAUGCUGUUUGUCACUGUAAAAUAAAGUUGUGAUGGCCUUCCAGUGUUUUGUUGUGUCAGUAAAUGUCCAGCCUACAAUCAUGUUCUUAAAUCAGCUGAUUUAUUUCUCGCCAGUACCUCCAGUCAAGUCAGUGGUGUGUUUUCAUUGCAUCUCAGUACAUUUUGUUGCAGGGGGUUGAUUAUAGAAUUAAGUAGAGCUGGGCUCUUCCUUAAAGAUUAAAAAUACACAAAUUUUGUCUAAUAUAUAAAUGCCACGUAUUGUUACAGGCAUAGAAUAGGAUAAAUUAACAGACAUAUAUUUGUACGAGAAAAAUAUAUAUAUAUAUAUAUAUAUAUAUAUAUAUAUAUUAAUCUGAAAUAUACAUAGUAAGCCCUAAAAUACAGUUCAGUUCAUUAUUAUAAUAAUACAGAUGGCGUCCGUCUUACAGGAGAUUCUAAAGUGAUAAUAAUAAUAUGCAUUAUUAUUGCAUAAUUAUAGUAUAUGAUACAUACUGAUAUUAUGUAGGUCAGCUUAUGAAUUGGUAUAAUGUAUCAUAAGUACAUAUAUAAUUAGCUAACACUAGUCAGUAGAGCCAGUUAAAAAGUGGCUAAUAUCCUAAAUGCUUUAAAGAGCAACACCAAUUGUAUCUAUCCCUCUUAGAACUAAAUUCAUACUAGUCUUCAAAAUAUCUUUUCUAUACGCUCACAUUGAAAUCUGGUUGUAUAUUGUCAUGAUCCCCAUCGGUCUGUGCACAAUUACUUGUGGUUGUCCUAUAGACUAAAAUAAUCAUUCAGUUGACUUUAAAUUUAUACACAGUGUUUAUGUUCAUGAUAGGAAGAUUCUUAUUGAUUUUCAAAAUUUCCAAUUUGAAGAAUUUUGUGGACGAUCUAGAUUGAUAUUUAUAUGCAGUAUUUGUGUUCAUAAAAUUUAUUAUUUUAUUGAUUUUCAACCUUUUCCAAUAAUUACUGUCAGAGUUACAACCCUUGAAUAAUAUGGAAAAUCUUAUAGUCACUCUCGUGGCUAAAGUUUUUAUCAGAUUGAUACCUAGUGUUUAGUUCAUUCAACAAAUUUUCAAUGAUUACCAAUAAAUUAAUCAGUUUGAAAAUUUUUAUGGAAGCUCCAAAGACUAAAGAUAUCAUCCCGUUUAUUUGAAAUUUAUAUGCAGUGUAUAUGUUGAUUAGAUGAAGAAGUAUAUUGAUUAUCCUAUGACUGUCGGUACAUAUUUUGUAUAAUAUAUGUUAGCCCUUGGAAAAACUAAAAGCCUAUCAAAUUUUAAUUUUUUCUGAUAUUAAUUUUAUGGAUUGUUACUUUUGACCAUUACCUGCGAAAAACAUAAAUAUGUGAAAACUGCUUGGAUGACUUAGCUGCUGUGGGUGUAUGUUUCCUUGCCUGGCAAUCUACCUUUAUUCAUCUUUAGAAAUGACAGUAAAAGAGUCUUCAGUAGUUUUAGUUUUAUUAAGCUCCUGUCUUCUUUAGCAUGUUUGAUGUUAAACUCAAUUUCGUUAAAUUUCUAUUCCACUCUAUCAUUACAAAAUAAAUAGUACUAGUAGUCCAGACCUGUAUCCUGUGGGGAGGGUUGGGUCAGCCCCAGUACUUUACAAUGAAUCUAAUUUUCAGCAUCUCUAGCAUUAAAAGUGUCAAAAAAUUAGAAAGUUGUUGGACUCCAAGCUUCCUUUCUUGUGGCCUACAGUUUGCAACUACCCCAUUCCAAAAUUUGUGCUCCCUUCUCCCAAUCCACUUCAGCUGUUUACAGUCCAGUAUUAUUUGAUAACUUCAGUUUAAUUCAUCUCUAUCUUUGCAAACAGAAUAGUAAUCUUCAAUAAUAUUUUUUGUAUUCAUCUCUAGAAUUGCAAAUAAGAAAGAAUUUUUCAAUUAACAUUGAUCUCUAUUUUUUCUGAUGCAAUGUUUAAUAAUAGAAGUUUAAUAAUAAUAUCAGAAUAUCAACUAGCUGGUAAUCUUCAAUAUCAGUAUAUAUUUAUAUAUAUAAAAAAUAAUAAUGACUAUUUACUUUUAACUCCGAUUUACAUAUUAUAUUUUAUAGGUAUUAUGAGCAGCUUUUAAAGCAAAACAAAUUUCAACCUAAAAAUCCAAUUAUGCUCAAAAUCAUCAUGACAUUUUACCUUAAUUGGAUUAUAUACAUUACAUAUUAUAUCACUAAUUAUAGUAUUUAUGUAUUCUGUAAUUUAGUUCAACAACAUUUAUUUUUUAAGCUUAUUAAUUUGCAAUCUUAAGUAACAUCAGAUGUCAAUUAUGUGUCAUUUAUUCUUUUAUGUUGCACUACAUUGACAUCUGACAUAUUUCAGAUCACACGAAUUUACUGAUCAAUCAAAUUGUCUGUAUCUGUAUACAGGGCUUUGUUUUAUUGUGAAUUAUGAAAAUUUUAGAACUCAGUGCUGUUGUGUAUCUGCUGGGGUUAUAGUAUGACUAGUUGUUAGACAUUUCCUGUGACUGGCAGAACACUGUGAUGAUGAAAAGUAGGUUAGAUUACAAUGUAGUGUAAAAGUCUAACAAAAUAAUAUAAUGUGAUUGAUUAAUAUGCAAAUAAUAAUAUAAAAGUCAAGUCUUAAUGAGCCAAUAUUCUCAAUUAUGUAACUUCUUCCUUUUAUGAAAGGAUUUUUAUUCAGAUUGAUAAUUAUUCAGCAAAACAAUAUAAUUGAUUGAUUAGCCAAUGAAAAAAAGAUUACCUCAGAUUUGUGCAAAGGUCAUAGUUAAAUAUAAUUGAAAUUAAAAGUACCCGUACAUUAAAUAAAAUGCUUGUCUUUUGUGAUAAGUGAUCAAAUAAUAGAUCACAUGUAAAAAUAUGUUCUUAAUUAUGUUAUUUCUAAUAAAUGCCAAGUAAUGAUCUCAGUGUAGUGAUUUUCAAACUUUAUUCUCAAAAUCAUAAAAGUGCUACAACCCAUGUGGGUUUUCCAUGACGCCAAGCCUAUUUAUUAGCCCUGGUAUACCUUGAUUUCUUUGUAACAAAAUAUAUUUAGCAUAAGUAGUGAAAAAAGGGAGUGAUUUUUUAUGGUGUGAACAAAAUUCCAGAAAAAUAUUUAUUGUCCCCCGCCUUUCGAAGAAAGCAGGGCACUAUUAAAAUGGGUUAGUCUGUCUGUCCGUCACACAUUUUGGGACACAAUAACUCUCCUUCUAAUUGAGCUAGAAUGUUCAAACUUGGUGUAGGUGUUUAUUAGGUCAAUGCCUUGAUGGAGUUUGAAAAUGAGCAUUUUCUGCUUCGGGUAAGCAGAGAUAAGCAAUUUGAUUGGUUGAUGCUUUGGGAAACAAUAACUUUAGUUCUAAUUAAGUGAGAGUGGUGAAAUUUGGUGUAUAGUUUUGUUACAUCAAUACCUUGACUAUGUUCGAUAUUGAGCAUUUUCUGUUUAGGGUAAGCAGAGCAAUAAGCAAUUUGAUUGGCCGAGACGUUGGAACACAAUUGAGCGAGAAUGUUCACACUUGGCGUAGGUGUUUAUUAGGUGAAUGCCUUGAUCUAGUUCGAUGAUAAACAUUGUCUGCUUACGGUAAGCAGAGAUAAGCAAUCUGAUUGGUUGAUGCUUUGGGGCAUGAUAACUUUAGUUAUAAUUAAGUUAAGUGAGAGUGAUGAAACUUCGAGUAUAUAUUCAUUAUAUCAUUACCUUGACUAAGUUCAAUGAUGAGAAUUUUCUGCUUAGGCCAAGGAGAGAUAAGCAAUUUGAUUGGCCAAGACUUUGGAAUGUAACAACUCUGCUUUUAGUUGAGGUAGAAUGUUUAAACUUGAUGUAGAUGUUCAUUAGGUGAAUGUCUUGACCGAGUUCAAUGAUUAACAUUUCGAGCUAAAGCUAAGCAGAGCUAAGCAAUUUCAUUGGUCCAUGCUUUAGGACACGAUAACUUUGAUUCUAUCUGAUAGAGAGUUAUGAAAUUUAGUGUAUAGUUGAUAAUCAGUUUUAUUGCUUGAUACUUUUGAAAAAAAUAAAUGUGCGAUAAAUUAAAUGUGUCAUCUAUUUAUUUUGGGAUUUUGGCGGGACAUCAGCCUCACUGUUGGCUUGUAUUUUGUUGGUAGGGAGUCUACAGAAAGUGGCAUUCUCACCAAUCCAGAUGAUUUUUAACGGAAUAGACCUAAGAAUUUGCAAGCUUAAAGUUGAAAAAACUGAUGUUGUGCCAUCAUACAAUGCACAUUUAGCAAUUACAGUCUCAAAUUAAAGACUGCCACUAAAUAUUCAAAAGGCAGCAAUUGUUUAAGGCACAAUUUGAGUACAAGGCUUGUAAAUUGAAUACAGUACAUGUAUCCUAACCCAGGAAUUUUGGCAUCUUGUGCAAUUUAUCUUUCAACUCUUGCAUCCCCAAGAGAAACGGGUUCACUCACAUGAUGCUAAAAGAACAGCCAAUUCUAUUUUUUGUGAAAGUCAAAGUGGGCCAUAAGAUCUGAUGUGGUAAUUUAUUGUAUUACUAUAUUAGGAUAUCUCUCUACAUUACAAUUUAAGCCAUUGUUGAGGUAUAAGUCAAGGAUAUAUUUCCUCCAUGGUGUGGUCCUAAUUACAUAACUGAUUGGAGAGCAUAUCAGACCAGAAUCAUUAUUUAGUUUUUUUAAUGAGAACAAUUUUGCAUAUAUUCUUAUGGAUUUAAAAAAAAAAAACACUUUGAAUUAGGAAUUGUGCAUGGUUUCGUAAAAUACAAAAUUAAAAUUUCAGUAAAGUAAAAGCAUAAAAUCCUUUUAUUUUGCCAUUUUUAGGUGAUCUGUUACGAAGUAAAUAAAGAUUUUUUAAAAAAAUCAAAGUGAAAAUUUUAAUAUGCCAAAUUUCGUACUGCAAUAUAUCAUGCAUGCACUCAUAGAUAUCCACUGAAAUCUUAUCCCAAAUAGCACAUCAGUUCUUUACAUUGAAAUAUUGCACUGUUUUGUCGACGUGAGCUGGUAAAUAUGUAAUUGUUUAAGAAGCAGUAUGUUUUUGUUUUGUUGUGCCUUUUGUCCAAUGUUUUGGCCAUACAGAACCCAUCGCUUGCCACAGGUAUUUUUGUAUGAAAUUGUAAAUAAAAUCAACCUGAAUGAAAA
Messenger RNA from Patella vulgata (common limpet), 13484 nucleotides. Its product is annotated as tyrosine-protein kinase Fer. NCBI's taxonomy places the organism in Eukaryota, Metazoa, Mollusca, Gastropoda, Patellidae. The record is from RefSeq and is a predicted model, not a curated record. Gene Ontology annotation, biological process: protein phosphorylation. The transcript has 10 exons. The coding region runs from base 1 to 1434 and encodes 477 amino acids. Gene Ontology annotation, molecular function: ATP binding; protein tyrosine kinase activity.